AUGGUUAAGGCAGUUGCUGUUGUUAGAGGAGACUCUACUGUUUCUGGUGUUGUUCACUUUGAACAAACCAAAGAAGAUGAACCCACUACUAUUACUUGGGAAAUCUCUGGUAAUGAUCCAAAUGCUUUAAGAGGUUUCCACAUUCACACCUUUGGUGAUAACACCAACGGUUGUACCUCUGCUGGUCCCCACUUCAACCCAUUCGGUCUUGAACACGGUGCCCCAGAAGAUGAUGACAGACAUGUUGGUGACUUGGGUAACAUCACCACUGAUGGUCAAGGUGUUGCCAAGGGUACUAAACAAGACUUACUUGUUAAAUUGAUUGGUGCCAACUCAAUUCUUGGUAGAACUGUUGUUGUCCAUUCUGGUGUCGACGACUUGGGUAAGGGUGGUCAUAAGGAUUCUAAGAUCACUGGUAAUGCUGGUGGUAGACCUGCGUGUGGUGUUAUUGGUCUUGCCAACUAA
Molecule: messenger RNA, 465 nt
Organism: Lizanozyma spartinae
Lineage: Eukaryota; Fungi; Ascomycota; Pichiomycetes; Serinales; Debaryomycetaceae
Gene: SOD1
Product: superoxide dismutase
Exons: 2
Coding region: 1-465 (154 amino acids)
Biological process (GO): removal of superoxide radicals
Molecular function (GO): copper ion binding; superoxide dismutase activity
Source: RefSeq, a predicted model, not a curated record